Chrysochloris asiatica (Cape golden mole) is the source of this 1200-nucleotide messenger RNA. RefSeq names its product UBA domain containing 1 (gene UBAC1). Lineage: Eukaryota; Metazoa; Chordata; Mammalia; Afrosoricida; Chrysochloridae. The coding region runs from base 1 to 1200 and encodes 399 amino acids. The record is from RefSeq and is a predicted model, not a curated record. The transcript has 10 exons. Gene Ontology annotation, molecular function: protein binding.
AUGUUUGUGCAGGAGGAGAAGAUCUUCACGGGCGAGGUGCUGCGGCUCCAUAUCUGCGCGAUCGACGGCGCCGAGUGGCUGGAGGAAGUGACCGAGGACACCUCGGUCGAGAAGCUCAAGGAGCGCUGCCUCAAGCACUGUUCACAUGGGAGCCUUGAAGACUCCAAGAGCGUAACACAUCACAAAUUAAUGCACGCUGCUUCACAGAGGGUUCUGAACGAUACCAAAACGAUCUUGGAAGAGAACAUUCAAGAUAAAGAUGUGUUAUUGUUGAUAAAAAAGCGGACCCUGGAGCCACAGUCCAAGAUGGCUGAUGUGGAAGAAAAGAAAACAGAAGACCAGAAAGCCCCAGACAAAGAUGCCAUAUCCCAAGCAACGAAGAACCUGCCCACCCACAACAUGGACCGCGCCGUGGUGCAGACCAACAUGCGAGACUUCCAGACAGAACUCCGCAAGAUCUUGGUGUCGCUUAUUGAGGUGGCCCAGAAGCUGCUGGCGUUGAACCCCGAUGCUGUUGAGUUGUUUAAGAAGGCCAAUGCCAUGCUGGACGAGGACCAGGAGGAGCGAGUGGAUGAGGCGGCGCUGCGGCAGCUCACGGAGAUGGGCUUCCCCGAGAGCAGGGCAGUGAAGGCCUUGAGACUGAACCACAUGUCGGUGACCCAGGCCAUGGAGUGGCUGAUCGAGCAUGCCGAGGAUCCCGCCAUAGACACGCCUCUUCCAGGGCGGGCCUCGCCAAGCACCUCCGCCUCCGUCGCCGAGCCUGCUGGGACAAGUGCUGGAGACGAGGAGCCCAGAGACGAGCUCACGGAGGUCUUCAAAAAGAUUCGGAGGAAAAGGGAGUUCCGGGCCGACGCGCGGGCUGUCAUCUCCCUGAUGGAGAUGGGCUUUGACGAGAAGGAGGUGAUGGACGCUCUCCGCGUUAAUAACAAUCAGCAGAAUGAUGCCUGCGAGUGGUUGCUGGGAGACCGGAAGCCCUCCCCCGAGGAGCUGGACAAGGGCAUGGACCCCAACAGCCCCCUCUUCCAAGCCAUCCUGGACAACCCAGUGGUGCAGCUGGGGUUGAGCAACCCUAAGACGCUGCUUGCCUUUGAGGACAUGCUGGAAAACCCGCUCAAUAGCACGCAGUGGAUGAAUGACCCCGAGACUGGGCCGGUCCUGCUGCAGAUCUCCAGGAUCUUCCAGACCCUAAACCGCACGUAG